Messenger RNA from Triticum dicoccoides, 1277 nucleotides. RefSeq names its product acetylserotonin O-methyltransferase 3-like. Gene Ontology annotation, molecular function: protein dimerization activity; O-methyltransferase activity. The record is from RefSeq and is a predicted model, not a curated record. The coding region runs from base 86 to 1150 and encodes 354 amino acids. NCBI's taxonomy places the organism in Eukaryota, Viridiplantae, Streptophyta, Magnoliopsida, Poales, Poaceae. The transcript has 2 exons.
CCAACCUCAUCCUCUCCUCCCGAGAGACCAGCUGAAAAGAAAACCUACCGUGGCGCAUGUCCAAAAGGAAACUGGGAACGAUGUGAUGGUCAGCACGGAGGUGUUGCUCCAAGCUCAGCUUGAGCUCUACCACCACGCCAUGGCGUACGUCAAGUCUGCGGUGCUCAGGGCCGCCGUGGACCUACGCAUCCCCGACGCAAUUCACCGCUGCGGUGGUGCCGCCACCUUGUCCGACAUCGCCACCGAGAUCAGCGUCCAGCCGACAAAGGUUUCCCACCUCCGUAGGCUCAUGUGCGCCCUCACCAUCCUUGGCAUCUUCCUGGCUGGCCAAGGCCACAACGGUGAGGCCACCGACGUGCACUACAAGCUCACCUCGGUCUCGCGCCUCCUCCUAGAGGGCAGCUCGUGCACCCAGUCUCCCAUUGUGUGCGUGCUCGUGGACCCGCUAUCCUUGACCGCUCUUUGCAGCAUAGGGGAGUGGUUUACUGAUGAGAGAGCCUCGGCCCUCACACUCUUCGAGGUGGCGCAUGGGUGCACGCGGGAGGAGAUGACGGUGAAGAAGGGCACACGUGGCAUGUUCAACGUUGGCAUGAUCUCUGAUAGCCGCCUCCUCAUGGAGACCGUCAUCAAGGAUCACCGUAACAUCUUUGAGGGCGUGAGCACCCUCGUUGACGCCGGCGGUGCCCAUGGUGCCACGGCGGAAGCCAUCGCUAAGGCGUUCCCUCACAUCAAGUGCACGGUGCUUGACCUCCCACACGCGAUCGUGGGGGCACCUGCCAUCGGCAAUGUUGAGUUUGUUGCUGGCGAUUUGUUUGAGUAUGUUCCACCAGCAGACGUUGUUCUACUCAAGUGGGUUUUGUGCUUGUGGCAGGAUGAAGAUGCUGUCAAGGUACUACCACGGUGCAAAGAAGCAAUAACCAGUAGAGAUGCCAGAGGGAAGGUGAUAAUCGUUGAUGUCGUGAUAGACUUCGGGAUGUCUCAGGAUGAUGUCCUUCUUAGGGAGACGCGGGUUUUAUUUGAUGUCCAGAUGAUGCGUGUUGACGGGGGUGAGCGAGACGAGCAGCAGUGGAGGAAAAUUUUCCUUGAAGCCGGAUUCAGGGACUAUAAGAUCACUCCAAUGCUAGGAUUUCGAUCCAUCGUUGAGGUCUAACCUUGAAAGCCGGCCCACCCUGAUAGAAACAAAGCAGGAUGUAUGGUUUGGUAUGGUUUGCUACCGAAUAAUGUCUUGCAUUAGCAGACAGUUUAGACAAUAAAGUUUUCCCUAAUAUUUGUCGAUA